AGUUUCCUGGGGACACUGGCUGCCACUGUACGUACUCCUACCCAGGGGAGCUCACAGAGAGUUGGAUGAAUUCUGAGUUGUUAGCUGCGGUCAGCUGGGCUCCCGGGAGCCUGUUCCUGGUGGAAAACAGGGGGCGCCUGGCACAGGGACCAGCGGCUUGCUGAGAGAUUCAACAUGACACUUCUGGGGUCUGAGCAUUCUUUGCUGAUUAGAAGCAAGUUCAGAUCAGUUUUACAGUUACGACUUCAACAGAGAAGGACCCAGGAGCAGCUGGCUAACCAAGGCCUCAUACCACCACUGAAAAGUCCAACUGAAUUCCAUGAGCCAAGAAAAAAUUUGGAUAGUGACAAGACUGAAGAUUCCUUGAAACGCAAGGGCAGAAACAGAUCCAACCGUGCCGACUUGGUUACUAUGCACAUACUCCAAGCCUCCACUGCAGAGAGGUCCAUUCCAACUGUUCAGAUGAAGUUGAAAAGAGCCCGCCUCGCCGAUGAUCUCAAUGAAAAGAUUGCUCUCCGACCAGGGCCACUGGAGCUGGUGGAGAAGAACAUACUCCCAGUAGAUUCUGCCGUGAAAGAAGCCAUAAAAGGAAACCAGGUGAGUUUCUCCAAAUCAGCAGACGCCUUUGCCUUUGAAGAGGACAGCAGCGGCGAUGGGCUCUCUCCAGAUCAGACUCGAAGCGAAGACCCCCAGAGCUCAGCAGGAUCCCCACCAGAUGCUAAAGCUACAGAAGCCCCUUUGGCUGGCCCUCUGGGAACAAUUCAGGAUCUUGCUUCUGGCUCAGAAAAUGACAAGAAUGAUUCCGCCUCACAGUCCAGCAAUCAGCCAGAUGCUGGGAAGCAGGGUCUUGGCCCCCUCAGUGCCCCCAUCCCUGUGCAUGCUGCUGUAAAGUCCAAGUCCUUGGGUGACAGUAAGAAUCGCCACAAAAAGCCCAAGGACCCCAAGCCCAAGGUGAAGAAGCUUAAAUAUCACCAGUACAUUCCCCCUGACCAGAAGGCAGAGAAGUCCCCACCGCCCAUGGACUCAGCCUAUGCUCGGCUACUCCAGCAACAACAGCUGUUCCUGCAGCUCCAGAUUCUCAGCCAGCAGCAGCAGCAGCAGCAGCAGCAACAACAACAACAACACCGAUUCAACUACCCUGGGAUGCACCAAGCACAACUCAAAGAACCCAACGAACAGAUGGUCCGAAAUCCAAACUCCUCUUCAGCACCACUGAGCAAUACCCCUCUGUCGCCCGUCAAAAACAGUUUUUCUGGACAAACUGGUGUCUCUUCUUUCAAGCCAGGCCCACUCCCACCUAACCUGGACGAUCUAAAGGUCUCUGAAUUAAGACAACAGCUUCGGAUACGGGGCUUGCCGGUGUCAGGCACCAAAACGGCUCUUAUGGACCGGCUUCGACCCUUUCAGGACUGUUCCGGCAACUCUGUACCCAACUUCGGCGACAUAACGACUGUCACUUUUCCCGUUACACCCAACGCGCUGCCCAAUUACCAGUCGUCCCCUUCCACCAGUGCCUUAUCCAAUGGCUUCUACCGCUUCGGCAGCACCAGCUCCAGCCCGCCAAUCUCCCCCGCCUCGUCUGACCUGUCGGUGGCCGGGUCCCUGCCGGACACCUUCACCGACGCCUCUCCGUCCUUUGGUCUGCACCCGUCCCCAGUGCACGUCUGCACGGAGGAAAGUCUCAUGAGCAGCCUGAACGGGGGCUCGGGUCCUUCCGAGCUGGACGGGCUGGACUCCGAGAAGGACAAGAUGUUGGUGGAGAAGCAGAAGGUGAUCAAUGAACUGACCUGGAAACUGCAGCAAGAGCAAAGGCAGGUGGAAGAGCUGAGGAUGCAGCUUCAGAAGCAGAAAAGCAAUAACUGUUCGGAGAAGAAGCCCCUGCCCUUCUUAGCUGCCCCCAUCAAGCAGGAAGAUGCGGUCUCCAGCUGUCCUUUUGCAUCCCAACAAGUGUCUGUGAAAGGACAAAACAGCUCCGAGAGUCAACCCCCCGCUUGCGAAGCGGCUCCACUCCUGCCCCUUGGAAACGCUCACUGUGUGGAGUCCUCAGGUCAAACCAACGUACUUUCUUCCACGUUUCUCAGUCCCCAGUGCUCUCCGCAGCAUUCGCCCCUGGGAGCUCUGAAAAGCCCGCAGCACAUCAGUCUGCCCCCAUCGCCCAACAACCAUUACUUCCUACCCUCAUCUUCCGGGGCGCAGGGAGAAGGGCACAGGGUCUCCUCACCCAUCAGCCAGGUGUGCACCACACAGAACUCAGGGGCACACGAUGGCCAUCCUCCAAGCUUCUCUCCCCAGCCUUCCAGCCUCCACCCGCCUUUCUCUGGAGCCCAAGCAGAUAGCAGUCAUGGUGCUGGGAGCAACCCUUGCCCCAAAAGCCCAGGUGUACAGCCAAAGAUGGCUGGUUUACACCCUUCUGAUAAGGCGGGGCCCAAGUUUUCGAUCGCAUCCCCAACUUUUCCUAAGUCCAGUUCCACGGUUUCCGAGAUAACACAGCCUCCUUCCUAUGAAGAUGCGGUCAAGCAGCAAAUGACUCGGAGUCAGCAGAUGGAUGAACUCCUGGAUGUCCUCAUUGAGAGUGGAGAAAUGCCAGCUGAUGCCAGAGAGGAUCACUCAUGUCUUCAAAAAGUCCCAAAGAUACCGGGGCCUUCCCGAAGUCCUGCUGUGGUCCUCCCCAAGCCCUCGGCCUCCUGUGAACCAGCCUCUUCAGGAGGACAGCUCUCCUUUGAUCACUAUGCUGCCGACAGCGAGGAGCACCUGGAAGUCUUAUUAAAUCCCCACAGCCCCUUAGGAAAGAUGAGCGACGUCGCCCUUCUCAAAAUCGGGAACGAGGAACCUGCUUUCGAUGGGAUCAUGGAUGGCUUCUCCGGAAAGGCUGCAGAAGACCUCUUCAAUGCACAUGAGAUCUUGCCCGGCCCCCUCUCCCCGAUGCAAACACAGUUUUCACCCUCUUCUGUGGACAGCAGUGGGCUGCAGUUAAGCUUCACAGAAUCUCCGUGGGAAACCAUGGAGUGGCUGGACCUCACUCCACCCAGCUCCACACCUGGCUUUAGCUCCCUUGCCACCAGCGGCCCCAGCAUCUUCAACAUUGAUUUCCUGGAUGUCACAGAUCUCAAUUUGAAUUCUCCCAUGGACCUUCACUUACAGCAGUGGUAGAAUGCCAACGCUCAGAAAGACCAGUAGGAAUUCCAUGGGGGAUAUCUAUCACAAAACCCUUAAGUACUUCCCUUAUCUAGAAGAAGAAGAAGAAGAAGAAGAAAAUCCAAAAGAAGCAAUGGAAGCUUCUGUGACAAUAAGAAUAAGCAGGAGUCAUUUUUUAAAAAUAUAUAUGUUAUAUUUACUAACAUUCAGUAACUGUUUAAUAAUUUCAGCAAUGCAUUCAGAAAUGUGCAUUUUCAGAGUACAGAUGCAAAAAAAAAUUUUUUUCACUGCCUUUUUGAAUACCAAUAUUUUUUCUAGCCCAUAGUUUUUCUC
Molecule: messenger RNA, 3468 nt
Organism: Marmota flaviventris (yellow-bellied marmot)
Lineage: Eukaryota; Metazoa; Chordata; Mammalia; Rodentia; Sciuridae
Gene: Myocd
Product: myocardin
Biological process (GO): smooth muscle cell differentiation; positive regulation of transcription by RNA polymerase II; cardiac muscle cell differentiation
Cellular component (GO): nucleus
Molecular function (GO): transcription coactivator activity
Source: RefSeq, a predicted model, not a curated record